Haliotis rubra (blacklip abalone) is the source of this 2252-nucleotide messenger RNA. RefSeq lists its product as uncharacterized. The record is from RefSeq and is a predicted model, not a curated record. Bases 86 to 2050 code for a protein of 654 amino acids. Gene Ontology annotation, molecular function: zinc ion binding. Lineage: Eukaryota; Metazoa; Mollusca; Gastropoda; Lepetellida; Haliotidae. The transcript has 3 exons.
UACAACCCCGCCUAUGACAGCACCGUGUCGACGACGACUGUCGGUCCAGCGGCAAGGUUGAUGGAGACAUUCGACAAUACUAAAGAUGACGACGCAGCAGCAACUGAAAGACAACUUUUUGACUUGCAGCAUCUGCAUGGACGUCUUCGACGGCCCCUGUACCCUUGUAUGUUAUCACACCUUCUGUCGGAAGUGUGUCGUCAGGUACACUCAAACCAGACCAGAAGCCAUCAGUGCCAAGUCUCUCAUCUGUCCAUUCUGCCGUAAGAUGACAAAAGUAACCUCCUCACACAAACCAGUUGAAGAUUGGGCACAGGAGGUGAAACCCAGCUUUUUAAUACAGGGUCUCCUGGAUUCGUUCAAUCCAAAGACGAAAGAUUCUCCGAAGUGCAUCCUCUGCGGUGAUGCAGGAGAGGCUCCCCAAGCUACUGCUUGGUGUACUGACUGUGAGAGCAGUCUCUGUGAAGGAUGCCUUAAGGCACACAGACGUAUUCCAGCCACGCGUCACCAUGACGUAACUAACCUGUCCACAGAGGUCAAACUCAGACACAAAGCUUUCUGUAAGGAACACCCGGAUCAAAGCAUGCAGUUUUACUGCACGGACUGUAAGAAACUACAGUGUCAAUCCUGUUGCAUCUUGUACCACAGAAAGUGUGUGACUGUUGUUCCCUUUCAGUCUGUUAUGCCAAAAAUGAUCACCUGUGUUACAGGAGUAAAGGAAAGACUAGCAUGUGAUUUAGAAGCAAAAGACAGACUGCUGUCGGAUUUAGAAACCAAGUAUAGUGAGGUAUUGGAACACAAACCCACCGUUCAGAGUCAGAUCCAGUCGGCAAUCCAGACUGUGAUAGAAGCCGUUAAGAAGAAGGAACGACAACUCCUGGCUCAACUGGAUGAGGCUACUGAGAAACAGAUGGAGAGACUGAAAGCUGAGAUAAAGUCUGAAGAGAUGGCCAAGCAGAUGAUAUGUCAUCAUUCUGUGAUGAUAGACAGAGCUCUGGAGUCUGGAAAUGAAAUGGACACCUUUGAGAUGUACCUGUGGUGCGAGUCAGAGGAGUGUCCCACUGAAUACGACCCGGAUUCAGAUAUAAAACAUGGACUGAGAGACAAAGUAUGUUUUAUCCACGACUGUAAAGAGAUCAGUAACAACAUAGACGAGGUAAGCCUAGGUGAAAUUGACACCAUAUAUGAAGAUGUGUUUGAUUCCGAGUCUACACCAGUGCUACAUGACACAGUGGACAUACACACAGAAGAUGAGACAGGUAUACCCCAUGUUUAUGACGUGGUAGUUUUCAAUGAAGGCGAUGGAGACGUCAUAGUCGUCACUGAUAACAACAGCAGGUGCCUCAAAUCCUUCUACAGAAGCGAUAACCAGCCGUGUCAAAGCAGGCUGUCUGUUCCGAGCUCCCCUCGACGGAUUGCUAAACUAACUGCCCAUCAAAUAGCCGUGACCACUCCCGAGACGACGGAAAUAAUAGUUGUUGAAGUGAAACCUCAUCUGGUUCUCCAGUCCUACAUUUCUACAAGGAAGAAAUACUUUGGUCUUGCAGCUCUGACACCGACAUCCCUGGUAGCAGGAUCCGUAUCUCCUCCCCGUGUGGACAUCCUCGAUAUGACAGGGAAUGUGUUGAAGUCCCUAAAUCCUGUAACAUGUGCAGGUGGACUUGUAUCAGAUCCUCUAUUCCUCUCUACCAGCGGUCAAGGUCACAUCUUGGUGUCUUGUAGUCACGCCCACAGUGGCCACGUGCUAUGUAUGACACAAAAUGGGGACGUUUUGUUCAACUAUACAUCCACAGGACAGCCCCGGGCAAUGAAUCCAUGUGGUAUCACUGAAGCAAACACAGGUGACAUUCUACUUGUUGACGACACAUCAAACAAAGUGGUUCAGCUGAGUAUUUCCGGAACAUGGCUAAGAGAUGUACUGACAUCAAAGGAUGGAAUCACCUUCCCAUAUGGCCUGUACUUUGAUAAACGGAGGCGUCUGUACGUCACCAACCGCCAUUCUGUCAAAGUCUACAAAUUCAUAAAACGCACCAAGCCAAGAUGUAAAUAGGAAUGACCUCAGUGAAAAAAAAAAUAAACGAGUGAGCAUACAAACGUGUUGUGGGCAUGAUACUGAGAAAAACAACUUCGAUAAAUCCGAUAUAGGCUAGUUUUCAACUUCUUCUGUUGUCCCAAAGGGCCGCUGACUGUGUUGGAUCCUGAGGGAACCUGAGGGAUACUUUUGGAAGACAAUAUACGGUUCUUUCCUUGCC